Molecule: messenger RNA, 4653 nt
Organism: Cydia pomonella (codling moth)
Lineage: Eukaryota; Metazoa; Arthropoda; Insecta; Lepidoptera; Tortricidae
Gene: Cnx99A
Product: calnexin
Exons: 13
Coding region: 140-1894 (584 amino acids)
Biological process (GO): protein folding
Cellular component (GO): endoplasmic reticulum; endoplasmic reticulum membrane
Molecular function (GO): calcium ion binding
Source: RefSeq, a predicted model, not a curated record
GCUACCGUGACAACUGUUUGUUUUUGAUUGGUUGAAAAUUUUCACGAAAAUCCAUCUAGAUCUGAAGUUUCUCAGACACAGUAUCAUUGAGAAUUAAAUGAAGAUUGACCAAUAAAUUCAGUUAUUGACGUAGAGCAAGAUGGCUCGAUUGACUCGUGAGGUGUGUGUUUUAAGUGCCUUAUUGGUGCUAGUGACUUCAGCGGCGAAUGUUUAUGCCGACAGCGAAGACUCUAAUGAUGGAGUCACCGUAGAGGUAGAAGAAGAGGACCAGUAUCGAAGCCCAUCAAUAAACUCAAAAAGCAUUUACUUAGCAGAGCAUUUUGAUGAUGAGAAUGCAUUUAAGAAAAAAUGGGUGAAAUCUGAGGCCAAGAAACAGGGUGUUGAUGAAAAUAUUGCUAAAUAUGAUGGUAAAUGGGAGAUCCAAGCACCUUCACGCAAGAUUCUGCGCGACGACCUGGGUCUGGUUUUGACGACAGAAGCAAAGCAUGCUGCCAUCUCUGCUCUGCUUGACAGGCCUUUCGAGUUCAAGGACAAACCACUUGUUGUGCAGUAUGAAGUUACUAUGCAGGAGGGCCAGAACUGCGGGGGAGCCUAUGUAAAGCUGCUCUCGCGCGGCGCCAACACCAAGGCGGACCUCCGCAAGUUCUUCGACCAGACGCCGUACACCAUCAUGUUCGGCCCCGACAAGUGCGGCAACGACAACAAGCUACACUUCAUCUUCAGGCACAAGAACCCGAAGAACGGGACCAUUGAGGAGAAACAUAGCAAGAAGCCUACCCAACGCCUAGAAGAUAUCUACAAGGACAAGGAGCCUCACCUGUACACGCUGGUGGUGCGGCCCGACAACACGUUCAGCGUGUUCGUGGACCACAAGGAGGUGAACGCCGGCUCGCUGCUCGAGGACUUCACGCCGCCCGUCAACCCGCCGCAGGAGAUCGACGAUCCCGACGACAAGAAGCCCGAUGACUGGGACGAGAGGGAGAAGAUCGUGGACCCGGCCGCCACGAAGCCGGAGGACUGGGACGAGGCGGCGCCGGCGCAGCUGCCCGACCCCGCCGCCGCCAAGCCCGCCGGCUGGCGCGACGACCAGCCCGACAUGAUCCCCGACCCGGACGCGCAGAAGCCGUCGGACUGGGAUGAGGACAUGGACGGCGAGUGGGAGGCGCCGCUGGUGGACAACCCACUGUGCUCCGUGGGCUGCGGCACGUGGAAGCCGCCCAUGAUCCCCAACCCCGCCUACAAGGGCAUCUGGCGGGCGCCGCUGAUCCCGAACCCCAACUACAAGGGCAAGUGGGCGCCGCGCAAGAUCCCCAACCCCGACUACUUCCGCGACGACCAGCCCUUCCGCAUGACGCCCGUUCACGCGGUGGGGUUCGAGCUGUGGUCGAUGUCGCCGGCGCUGCUGUUCGACAACGUGGUGGUGGCGGACGACGAGGCGGCGGCGGCGGACUGGGCGCGCCUCACCUUCGACCUCAAGCGCGCCAAGCUGUCCCGCGACUCGACUUCGCUAUGGGGUCGCAUGAUGCGCGCCAUGAACUACAGCCCGGGCUACUGGGCGCUGUACGGCGUGUACGUCGCCAUCCCCAUCGCCAUAUACGUCGCCUACCUCGUCAGGACCGCGCGAGAGGGCUCGGACGACCUGAAGAAGACUGACGGUGUGACGGAGGACGACCCGCACGACGAGGACGCGCCGCCGCGCCGCAAGACCGCGCUCGACGCCGAGCCCGAGCCCGAGCACGAGCCCGAGCCCGAGCACGAGCCCGAGCCCGAGCCUGAGCCCGAGCCCGAGCAAGAACUAGAGCCCGAACCCGAGAACACAGUGGAAACAACACCUCUAGUGGACACAGACGGCGCCGGUGACGGCCAGCGGAAACGGAAACCGCGCAAGGAGUGAGCGAGACGAAGAAACACAUUGAUGAGUUGCAAACCGAAUCUUAUCGGUCGAGCAAAACCGGUUGUAAGACUACUAACCGGUAAUUUUUUUUCGAAACGGAGUUUAAGAUAUUAAUAAAUAUUUUGCCUUCUAAAAACUAGAACAAAUUUCUUUUAGGUCACAAAAAUAUUCUGUGAGAUUUAUAACCGGUUUUUCUGGACCAGGUGUUUGCACUCUAGUCCUGUUUAGUUCAAUGAUAGUAGGCAGUCGCUAGGAGGAUAAAGGUCCAAAGUUAUUAAUAGUUUCGUAUUUUAACAGUUAUCCUACAUCUCCAUUUAAAUUAAAUAUAUGGUAAUGGUAUCUUUGUCGCAAAUUAUUAUGCGUUGAAAUGGUUUAAAAGGUAGACAAGGAAAAACAUUCCGUGAAAAAUGGGCCUCAAAUAAUGAAGUUGGCAACUGUCAAGUUUUUUUAUAGAUGACGCCAGCAUAGGUUUCCUCUGUUCUAGUUUUGUUCUACGAUAUUUUGGCUUAACCCCUUGGUGCCCAUUGACGUCAUAUGAUAUCAGUAUUUAACCUUAUUACGUUGAUAUAAGAUAUAGUAUAUAACUGUCUGGGUUCUGACAGGUUAAAGGGUAAAACCACAAUUUAACACUUGAUAGGAUUUACAAGGAAACCUAUACUAGUGCCUAAAGUUUCGACCGACCAACCCCAUUGACGCUACCCUCAAUCGAAUGAGUCGAAUAUCCUUGCUCUUAACGCCUUCACUGAACUGCGCUCGAUCUGCCAAAGAAGAUAUUUGACAUUGCCUUUUAGAACGAAAGAUACAAAUUGUAUAGCUGUAAUUAUCCUGAAAGCUCUGAUUUCCUAGGAUAGUGGAGCCGUCUUAUAGCGGCCGUAAUAUUACGGACGCAAAAUUAACGUUCCUUCAAUCACCACUCUAGGAAACCGCGCCAUUUUGUUUAAGGACGACGUUCUAGUGACGUCAUUCAACCGCUGUAUUACGGACGCUAUAAGACGGCACCGCUCUUCUAGGAAACCAGAGCUUAAAGGGGCGUUCACUGAUCGUAUUCGAAGCACGACUCCUCCUUACUCCGUAAUGAAUCGUAUUUAUGAACACUUAAGAAUACUUUGGAGGUAGAUGCAAAAUAUAAAGCAUUUUACUAUACUAAUUGUUAUUAGGUAUUUGAUUUUGAAUUGAGUCACUUUCGGUCUGAAGGUAUGGAUUUGUUUUUGUUAUGUUGUGAACAUUGAUUGGACUAAAAGUAUUAGUUUGUUUUGUACGUGUAACUAGAUUUACGGUUCGAUAUGUAUAGCUCCAGUAUACAAUGAAGAUGUUUGCAAUAGCAUACGCUAUUUAAUACAUUUGGUUAUUAUAACUAAAGGAAAUUAUAGGUGUAUAAUUACAUGUAAUGCUAGGGUAAUAACAAGUGUUCUCUCAUUAUUGUAUGAGUAUGUGAAAUUUUAAACAUCUUCAUUUAUGGGUAUAUCUAUUUAAAGUUGUACCCCCAACUUGCAUUUUAGAUUUUAGGAUUUUUUUGUCUAUUUCGAUCCUAAUACAAGAAAAAAAGUAUCCCCAAAAUAUCAUACCAUUUUUUUGUCCGUUUUAUUACGGCCGUAGAAGGUUGUACGGACGUACGUUGAAAACCGUAACCAAACGGACCAAAAAAUUUGGGGACAUUGUUUAGUAAAAAUAGGUAAAGCUGAUAUUCGACUUGAAAUAAUAUAAAAAAUCCCAAUUCUAACUGGUACGACAACUUUAAAUAGAAAUGCCCUUAUGUUACCUAAUGCAUUUCUAUGCUAUGAUUUAUUUUAAUGUUGAAUUAGUAUUUCAUAUAGUCUUGUGUUACAAUCACUUUACUACUAAUUUCAUAUAGUCUUGUUGCAAUACGAUUUAGAUACACAUUUGUCUUUCACUGUUGUUUUCUAUUGAGUUGAAUGUGUGUAUGUAACAAAUUAGUUGGAAAAAUGUUAUAAGAAAAAUACCUGUAUAUUCUAAUAUAAUAUUCAUUUUUUGUAAAGGUCAUGCUCAUAGGGUAUAUAUAAACAUUGUAACAUGGUAUGUAUAAAAAUAAACUUGUAUUUUUGUACAUAAGUACAAGUAUGAUAUAAGUAUUGUGUAGCAAGUAAAUACUACUGUAUGUGACAUAGUUUUGUCGCAGCAAUCGAUGUGAUUUACGUUCAUAUUAUUGUGACCAGGGGCAGAAGACUUGACACGUUCCUACUACGGAUUAUGUAUGUAUAUAAACCUACACGUAAGAAAAUGAGUGCGAUACGCUAUGCGCCCCUGAGCUAUGUCGUAAGCUAUAUUUUUAUCCACUCGGCGAUAAUUUGUUGAACAAACACAUUGUAUGAUUUCACGCGUAUAGUAUAGAAAUAUAUUACCAACUAUUAUCAUUUCCAGUUAUCUAUAUUUUUCGAUUUAGUAGUCGCUUAAAAGUUAAUAUUCAGACUUGUAAUGUCAAUACUUACUGCAUAAAAAAAGGUUUCUUUGUACAAAAAAUGUUGGAAUAAUAUGGCUGAAUAUUCAUUUAGCGGCGAACAUAAUUUCUAAAACAGUUUUUUUCUUCGAGCAACGCCGGUUUCCGGUGUUGGUUUUUUGUCAGUAGAUUUUUGACUUUUUCAUUUCUUCAGCUUUUCUUACUUAACUGUCGAAUUAUUGAGCAUGAUCCUAUAUAUGUAAUUGUCGGUUACCGUGAGAUGCAUUUCAUUAGUCCGUACGAGCGUGUGUGUGAUAUGAUGCUAUUGGACUGUAAUUUACAUUAAUAUAUUUAAUUAUUUGUA